Molecule: messenger RNA, 822 nt
Organism: Racocetra fulgida
Lineage: Eukaryota; Fungi; Glomeromycota; Glomeromycetes; Diversisporales; Gigasporaceae
Source: the annotation of a GenBank genome assembly
AAUCUACAUAUCAAAAUAUUUCUUUAGAAAAAAGAAGAAAACUUAUAAAUGAUGUUAAUGACAAUGGUAUACCAAUUCGAAAAGUUGCAGCUAAAUAUCGAUUAGCUCCUUCAACAGUUGAUACAAUUGUUAAACGUUUUGAUCAAGAAGAUCGAAUUGCCCUUAAGCCACGAGGUGGUGAUAAAAGAUCGAUCUUAAAUGAACAGCAUAAAGAAUUUUUAAAAGAAGCAAUUGAAGCAGAGCCGUGGAUAACCAUUUGUGAUCUAACUCAAAAAUUUGAUCGUACAGUAUCUAGAUAUGUUAAAGAAAUCGGGUUUACCCUCAAAAGACUUACUGUAAUACCAGAAGGUCGUAACACUGACAAGACAAUUCAUGAAAGGAAACAAUAUGUGAAAAAAAUCUAUGACGAAAAUAUUAAUAUUUAUAAGGAUAUAGUCUACAUAGAUGAAACAGGUUUUAACCUGCAUCUUUCAGCAACACGAGGCAGAGCAUAUCGUGGACAACCUGCAAUUCGUAAGGUUGCAAGUAAUAGGGGUAAAAAAAUCUCUAUUAUUGCUGCAAUAAAUGAAAAUGGAAUUUUACACUAUAAAUCUAUUUUAGCAAUGGAUAACAUUAAAUUUUAUAAAUCCAAUAUAGUUAAAAAAGCUGUUGAAAAUACUACACAUAAGAUUUUAUAUUUACCUUCUUAUUCCCCUUUUUUAAAUCCCAUUGAGAAUUGUUUUUCGAAAAUUAAAAAUAAUGUUUCUAGAAAACAUUUAAGAGAUCAAAAAUCUAUUUUAAAUAGAUUUGAUGAAGCAGUUAAUACAGUUACCGAAGAAGAUU